Molecule: messenger RNA, 1965 nt
Organism: Hermetia illucens (black soldier fly)
Lineage: Eukaryota; Metazoa; Arthropoda; Insecta; Diptera; Stratiomyidae
Exons: 1
Coding region: 1-1965 (654 amino acids)
Biological process (GO): DNA integration
Molecular function (GO): nucleic acid binding
Source: RefSeq, a predicted model, not a curated record
AUGAUACAUGGAGCAUGUUCCGAACUACACGCGUUAACUGGUACAAAGUCGCAAUGGCGAUGGUCAAUAAAGGAACAGAAACAAUUUGAUAAUGUUAAACAUAUGAUAGCUAGCGCCCGUCAUCUAACUCCUUACGAUCACACAAAACCGCUUUAUUUGGCAACAGACGCAUCCGAUGUAGGCCUUGGUGCUGUUUUAUAUCAUCAGGACGAGGCUAACAAUGAGUUACCUAUCGCCUACACGUCACGAAAAUUGAACGAAGCAGAACAAAAAUACGCUACCAUUGACAAGGAGGCAUUAGCAAUAUUUUUCGCCGUGAAGAAAUUGGAUCCAUAUUUACGUGGGACAAAGUUUACAUUAAUUACGGAUCACAAGCCGCUUCAACACCUGUUGGGAGACAAACGAAAUUUGCAAAAAAUCGUAAACAACUGUCUGACGAGAUGGGCACUAAUGUUAGGUGCAUACAAUUACGAUAUACAGUAUCGUCAAGGCAAAUACAAUAUUCUAGCUGAUUGCUUAUCACGCUUACCAAACGCACAUGAAGCAAUUUCGGAGGAAGCGCAGAAGAUUCAUAAAAUUUAUGCGGUAAUUCAAAUACGGAAGCUUGAUGAUAUUGUACUAACAGAACAGGAACUUAGGAAGCAGACGAAACAUAACCUAAUAUUACGACGAGUAAUUGAGUUAAUUGAGUGUCACUGGCCAGACACGAAGUGUAUCAACAACGAGCUGAAACCAUACUACGACAAACGGGAGGAACUAUCAUACGAAAACGGUAUUUUGAUGUGGCAAGGACAAAUUAUCGUGCCCGAUAAUCUUCAAGAAGUAACAUUGAGGCAUCUUCAUAGAGGGCAUCCAGGCAUUGGCUCUAUGCGUGCGUCAGCGAGGUACUAUGUAUGGUGGCCGAACAUCGACAAGGACGUGGGACAUACAGUGAAAUCAUGCAUGGCAUGUCAACGUCAACGCCCAAAACAAUCUGAACUGCCAAUCUACUUUUGGUCCCUGCCAGAGCAUUGUUGGCAACGACUGCAUGUGGACUUUGCAGGUCCCUUCGAAGGAAAAAUGUGGAUUGUGCUUGUUGAUGCUUUAUCAAAGUGGGUAGAAGCAGAUGUACUUUAUGCUGCCACCACAAGAACUUUGUGCGAAUUCCUAGAGGAGAAGUUUAUAACAUUUGGUUAUCCGGAAAUUAUCGUGUCGGAUAAUGGUAGUCAAUUUACGUUAGAAGAGUUUCGAAAUUAUUGUCAAAGUCAUGGAAUAAAACAUGUAGCGUCUUCACCGUACCAUCCGAAAACCAACGGACUAGCCGAACGAUUCGUACGAACAUUCAAGGAGCGCAUGAAAGCCAGUGAAUAUGAUGGUUUAUCACAACGUCAGCGCUUGCGCACAUUUCUAUUUACAUAUCGAAACACACCACACUCCUUUACAGGGAAGGCACCAUCUGAAUUUUUGCUAGGUCGACGCCUGCGAACUUUAUUUGACAAUCUGAAGCCUAAUGUACGGCGAGAGAUGCAUUUUAAACAUGUAAAACAAAAUCUUCAAGCAAAGCAGUCUAACAGAGAGUUCCAACCAGCACAACCAGUAUUCGUAAAGACAGACAUCGAGAAAAUGUGGGAACCAGCCAACAUAGUCGAAAGAACAAAUCGAUAUUCCUACCGUGUUCGAACAAAGGACGGUGUAGAAAGAAGACGACAUGCAGAUCAUAUCCGAGAACGGAGGGUAAUACCACCAUCAAUCGACUUCCGGGAUGUCUCAGAUUUUAGGCGAAACAGUUUCCAUUACCAAUCUGCAAGCCCAACAGCAAAUGAUGAACAGGAACAUCAGCAGUCUAUGCAGCCCGCUAUACCGUCGCAUGAAAACGGAAACAUGAGUGAACAAGAACAACACACCGAAGCACAACAAAUUGAACAUCCAAUACGGCGAAGCCAACGGCUAAGAAAUCGACCCAAGAGACUAGUCGAAGAGAUGUAA